CACCUCCAACAUGAAGGUGUUCAUUGUCACACUCGUGCUGGUGCUCGUCGCCACUGCAUACGGUGGUUACAUAAGCAGCGGCGGCGGUGGUUAUGGCGGCGGUGGUUUCGGCGGCGGCAGCAGUGGAUGGAAGCUAGGCGGCGGAGGUGGAUACGGCGGCGGUGGUUACGGUGGCGGUGGCUAUAGCGGCGGAGGUGGCGGAUGGAAGUUUGGCGGUGGUGGAUUUGGCGGCGGUGGCGGCGGUUACGGUGGCGGCGGCGGUGGAAAGAUCAUCAAAGUAAUCGCGCUUAGCGACGGAGGUGGAUAUGGCGGCGGUGGCGGAUGCGGCGGCGGCGGCGGCAGCGGCGGUGGAUGGAAGUUCGGCGGCGGAGGUGGAUACGGCGGCGGUGGAUACGGCGGUGGUAGCAGCGGAUGGAAGUUCGGUGGUGGAAGUGGUGGUUUCGGCGGCAGCAGCGGCGGUGGAUGGAAAUCAGGCGGUGGCGGCGGAUACGGUGGUGGUGGAUACGGCGGUGGUGGAUACGGCGGCGGCGGUGGAGGUUGGUGGUAAUACUCACGGCAAACAACAGUGCUCACGAGCAAACGGAACGAAAUUCGCUCGCCGAUCAUCCGCAUAUCUCGG
Messenger RNA from Trachymyrmex cornetzi, 619 nucleotides. Its product is annotated as glycine-rich cell wall structural protein 1.0-like. The coding region runs from base 11 to 547 and encodes 178 amino acids. NCBI's taxonomy places the organism in Eukaryota, Metazoa, Arthropoda, Insecta, Hymenoptera, Formicidae. The record is from RefSeq and is a predicted model, not a curated record. The transcript is spliced from 4 exons.